Molecule: messenger RNA, 1098 nt
Organism: Apiotrichum porosum
Lineage: Eukaryota; Fungi; Basidiomycota; Tremellomycetes; Trichosporonales; Trichosporonaceae
Exons: 4
Coding region: 1-1098 (365 amino acids)
Source: RefSeq, a predicted model, not a curated record
AUGAUCGAAAUUGUGACCCCUGCCGGUGGUGACAACUUUGCGUCUGAAGUCAGAGUCAAAUUUGAAGACACCUCGGCUGUCGUGCGUUUCGACGAGAUGAAGGACGGGAUGUCGGCUGUCGAGCCAGGUGGCCCAUGGUGGCCUGGCGCCCUGGAGCAUGCAGUUCUAUACGCCCAGAACUUGACACCUCUACAGGUCUGCGACCCUAAGCUAGGAGGAUAUGUGUUCGAGUCCAUGCGCGCUUUGUUCGGACACGACGGUGCGAGCUACGACGUACCUGCAACUGUUGCCAACAAAGCGGAAGUACUGCAGGCAUUGAAAUCGUGCCAGUCCCGCGUUGUCGUCUGGUGCACGAGCCCCGAGGAGCCCGGUAUUACGCUGCCACGAGGCCUCGUAGGGGACCAUUGCUGGGCGGUAUCAGCCUACAAGGAAUUCAUUGGCGGAACCGUUCAACUCGAAGACCCCAACGGUGGUCAAGUGACCGUGACAAAUGUCGACGCCAUCUUCACUUGUACCGACACCGAGGCAAGCGUGUUUAUAGAUUAUGAGAAGGACCCCAAUGCUCCGCCACCGCUCCCAAUUGCAUCCCCCAGCGCCACUCAAUGUGACCCAUCGUCCUCCUCGGAAGCGACAACGUCGUCUCCAACAUCAACACCCUCCACUACACCCACCACCAACCCCGAAAAUGGAAAUGAGGGCGCCCAGAAGGCUGUAGAGGCUGCCGCAGCUGCCGCCGCUGGCACUGGUCCUGGUGUAGUGGCUGCCAUCGAGACCGCUACUGCAGGGUUGUCCGGCCUCGCUCUUCUGGUAGCUCUCUAUCUUUUGGACAUUGCCCGAAAGGCAAGUGAUGGUGGCGGCAGUGGGCAGGACGUCUACGAUGCUGUACAGAAGGCAGUCAGUGUGGAGGAGGCCAAAGGCGGUACUGCUGUGCCAGGCGAUGUCGUCACGGUCACCCUCAAUGGCAGUGAGGUGCCGGUCACAAUCACCUCAGAGUCAGCGGCUCAGGUAACCAUGUCUGGUGAUGGUGCUCUAGUCCCCGCCACUGGUGAUGGUGCUCUAGUUCCCGUCGCUACACCCAGCACGAACGACACGUUGUAG